UCCCCUUUCACAGUUCAGUCACAGUCUGUCUUUAAGUUGAUCUUUCAGCAAGAUGGAGGUUGACUGAGUAGACUUCACUAAAGUCAGGUUUGAUUUAAUAUCUGCUGGUACUUGGAGUCCAUCAUACCUUGUAUCCCAACAGGCCUUUGGAAGAACAACUGCCACAGAACAUCAAAGAUCUACCACAAUACUUCACAUUGGAGAUGAGUUUUACCUCUAACAGGUCACUUCAGAAGUCCAAAAGUUUCACCAGCAAGCACGGACUGACCUUUUUCCUUCAUCCAAUUAUUUGGUAUGACAGCCAUAUUCAGCCUAGAAGGAACAGUCCUGGCCAUUUUGACUUUGACAUCGUUCAGUGUCUUCUGUGUUUUCUGUCUGUGGUAUAAGAGGAAAACCAAAAUUAUACAUGAAGAGAAUCAAAUUUACGACCCUCAAACAUUCCAACGCGAAGGCAGCAGAUUUGCAGUAAUGCGCUCUAAAACAGUCACACGACACAAUCAAAUUAUAAGAGACCUUCCACCAACACCAGCGGAACAAACACCAGAAGAGGUGAAUGAUGAGCAGCCCAAAUAUCUAAAUGUUGCAAAAGCUCAGAUCACAAGUUUUGAACCAACAUAUGUCCAUCCAAUCCCAGCAUUAAUUUACCAGAAUGUUGAGGAGAGUAUAAAUGCGAAGACCAUGAAUUCAGAAACUGAUAUUGACCAACCAUAUGAGAACGUGUUUCCAUCUAUUGAGGCAAUCACUAACUCUGAUGGGUCAGAUUACGAGAACACUGAAUUUCUGGAGCAAGCAAAGAUGGAGUUAGAGGAUAGUGAACCAGAUUACGUGAACGACACUGACUGAUGUAAAACCUCACACUCUAUGAGGGGAUACUCUACCAGAUGUCUAUAGGAAUGGACUUUUCUCCCAAUCUUCAUUGAGAUGUAUGGAAUACUGAUGUGUAGCCUAUGUAAAUGUGAUUUAGCAUUGCUUUUUUAGGGUAAACCCCCAAUGUUAUUACUUUAUCAUAAAGUUGGUCUAAAAAGGUAAGAAAAAAACAAUGAACUGUACAUGAUUGUUGGAUUGUUACCAAUUAUAAUCUUAGUGCGGGUUAUUUUCUGUUUCAACCAGAAAAUAACUGAAAACCAGUGGCAUGGUUAGGCCUGGGCGUCUGGGGUUAUAGACACUGGAUCUCAAAUUGACCAGUGUCUGCUAUAAUAUACUCUUAAUUUUACUAAAUAGUAUUAUAUUUUUUCGACUUUCAUUAUUUAUCUCUAUGGUAACCCGCAGAGGCGUUGCUAGGAUCACAAUAUAUUCAGGGCUUGGCCCCCCUCCCCUCCCCCUUCUCCCGGGACAGAAAGUACAGGGUUUUGAAUGUACAUGAGGAAAAUGUCCAUGUACAUCCUAGCAGCCUACACGUCUAGAUUGUCAUAACGCGUGAUCGGAAUUAUAGAUGAAUAGAUCGGGGGUAUUUUUUUAUUAUUCGAAUUUUUUGGUCAAUUUGAUAUCCGGGGCAAAUCAUAAAAGAUCCGGUGCUAUAGCCCUGAACGCCCAGGCCUAACGAUGCCACUGGUAACCCGUUCCAAUAUCUUUCCAAUAUCUUUGAGUCCCCCCUUCCCCGAAAAAUGGUUGAGUCCCGCAGUCCGCCUGCACCUGUCACCGUACUGCGCCCCCACCCUUCCAGGGAAAACACAGUGCGUCUCUCCUUGUUAUGAUGUUUUAUCAACUGAGCAGUCAGGAUCUCACUUGAUUAGCCUAGCAGUAAUGAAAUAAGGUACUGCUGCACAUUUUCUACUAAACGUUACAAAAUGUAAUUUAGUAAAUUAAUCCUGCAUUAGCAGCAGCCAUUUAGAAUAGCUAAAUAAUGUCUGAUAUCAUCUGCUAGCUGAUGUAAUGCAAUCGUAAAUAUUAUUAUUGAAGUUCUCCAACUAAUUGGAAAAUGUCAAAAUGAUGCCUUUUCUUGUCUAAGAAUGUUAACAUUGUUUACAGGUUUAUCAUUAAAAAUGUAUUUUGUCUGUGUUUUGCAAUGGACAUAGUGGUCCUAGACCCAACAACGUGUGACGUCACUUGGAAUCUGAUACCUUAUAAGGAAGACUAUAUGGACAGAAUGUUAGCUUUAAAUUUUGCCGAUUUGUUAAACAAUUUUACCUUUUGUAUAGCUCAAAAGUUGGAACAGUGUCAAGGGCAGUAACGUGUGUUGCGAAGCAGAAGGCUGCGGGUUCGAGCCCAGUGUGUGCCCCACCAUGGGAGCGAACCAACAGCGGAGUAAGCUUUAACUGUUAAUCAGCACCACGUUGAAAACAAGCUAUAUAAAAGGUACCCAUCUAAGGUAACAUUCUGUAUUAGCUUACAAAUUUGGAAGGUUGUCAUAGAGGCGAAGCAGUGGACCGUGAGUUAGAGUUUAGUGUGGCACUGGCGAAACCACCGGGGUGGCAGCUAAAAAGUAAUUAUUGUGUCUGCUGUAAUAUAUUCAUAUUUAAUUUUAUUGAAUAGUAUUAUAUUAUUUCUACUUUUGUUGUUAAUCUCUAUGGUAACCCGUUCUAAUAUCUUUGAAUCCCCCCUUCCCCGUAAAAUGGUUGAGUCACAGAGCUGCUACCACUCACUUCCUGUGAAAAUAUCAGGCGUGGGUCCAUGGUACUCUAUGCAACUGAGCAGUCAGGAUCGCACUAGACUUGCCUAGCAGUAAUGAAAGAAGGUACUGCUGCACAUGUUUAAUAAAUAUACGAUACAAAAUGUAAUCUUAUAAUCUUGUCUGAUAUCGUCUACUAGGUAAUGUAAUGCAAUUGUCAAUAUUAUUAGUGAAGUUCGCUAACUAGUUGUAAAAUUGUAAAUUUUGCGAGCUAGGAAAUUUGCAGAUGAAGUAGCUUGCCAUCAUUGCCAUGUAAUUAUUGUCCUGAUAGCUAGCAACGGGGCAUUGAACAAUGUUGAGGUAACUUAUGGAUAAUUAAAUGGUUAAUGUCAUCUGUGGAGAAAGUUAUAGACAUCUAUAUAACUUCAACAAAAUGUGAUGUGUGGUCAUAUGUGAUUAACAGUUGUAAUUUAAAGGUUGUUAGUAUAUUAAAUUGCUAAUCUAUAACCC
This is a messenger RNA of Esox lucius (northern pike), 3058 nucleotides long. RefSeq names its product linker for activation of T-cells family member 2. The transcript is spliced from 14 exons. The record is from RefSeq and is a predicted model, not a curated record. Lineage: Eukaryota; Metazoa; Chordata; Actinopteri; Esociformes; Esocidae. Bases 295 to 843 code for a protein of 182 amino acids.